AUGGAUUUUUUCGUAGAAGACGACCUUUCUGAUGUAGAUGAAACUCAUACACAUCAACUUUCUUGUGAUUCUAAGGAUGAUAGCAAUGGAGAUGAUAGCAAUGGAGAUGAGGGCGAUGGACAUGGUGGCAAUGGAGAUGAAAAUGAUAGAGAUGAGGAUAACAAUGAAGAUGAUGACAACAAUGAAUCAGAAACUGAAAACUAUGAGAUGCCAAAAGCUUUUAGAGGUCUAGAAGUUUGGGAAGAAAUUGGCAAGAGAUUAGAGGAUUUUACAUUUGAAGACAUGCAACGAUUAUCAUUCAAAGAUCUUCAAACAUGCAUUGAUUUUUACAAGAUGUAUGCCAAGUGUAUGGGGUUUGGAAUACGGCGUAAGCAUACAAGAUUAAGAAAACUUGAUGGCCAUCCGACCUCACAAAUCAUUUGGUGCAAUAGAGAGGGUUUUCGAGAAGCGAAACACCUUCUCAGACCUGAUAGGAAGCGUAAGGAAAAACCAAUUACUCGAUGCGGUUGUACUGCAAUGAUUAAUUUCAAAUGGGAUCACCUUAAAGAUUCGUGGUAUGUGAAAAGUUUUGUGGCUGAGCAUAACCAUGCCUUAAUCCCCAUGAACCAGGUUUAUUUUGAAAGGACAUUCAGAGAUGUUAGUGAAGCCGAUCAGAUUUAUAUGAAGUCUUUGAUUGAUGGAGUGAAACCAUCUAUCACUAUGAGAAACAUUGCACGUAAUGCUGGGGGAUUACGUGGAGUAGGAUUCUUAAAGAAAGAUUUGUAUAAUGCUUGUGAGAAGUUCAAGAAAGAAGAGAUAAAAGAUGGUGAUACCGAAACCGUCUUAGCAUAUUUGCUUGGUAAAACGGCUUCUGACCCUAAUUUUUUCCUUAGAUAUACUCGUCAUCCAAAAAAUGGGAUAGAAAAAAUGUUUUGGUGUGAUGGGAUUAGUCAAGGGGAUUACAAGGCGUUCGGGUCGGUAAUUGCAUUUGACACAACUUACAAAGUCAACGCAUACCAAAAACCCUUUGUUGUUAUUGUUGGUGUGAACCAUCACAGAAAGACCAUGCCAUUCGGUGUUGCUCUUGUAACAAACGAAAAAACAGAUACCUACAUAUGGGUGUUAAAACGGUUAAAAAAGGAUGGUGGCGGUGUUACUCCUCUACUGUUGUCACAGAUGGGGACAAGUCUAUGGCAAGCGCAAUUGAAGAAGUAUUUCCAAAGGCUCAUCACAGACUAUGUCUUUGGCAUCUAA
This is a messenger RNA of Chenopodium quinoa (quinoa), 1233 nucleotides long. Its product is annotated as protein FAR1-RELATED SEQUENCE 5-like. Bases 1 to 1233 code for a protein of 410 amino acids. NCBI's taxonomy places the organism in Eukaryota, Viridiplantae, Streptophyta, Magnoliopsida, Caryophyllales, Amaranthaceae. The record is from RefSeq and is a predicted model, not a curated record. The transcript is spliced from 3 exons.